CGACAAAGAGCGCUCAGAUGACCAGUAAGAGGUCCUCCAUCGUACCAGAAACGGUACCCAGAGACUCAUUAUCCCAUGUGGUGCUAACGCCAUCGUUAGCGCCCUAUAAGAUCCUUCUUCUUGCCUUUAUCGCUGCGUAUUGUGCUGGUAUACUACCGAAGAAAACACAUCGACCCCUCCUUGCAACCAUCGUCAAGUACAUCGAAGGACCAGAGGCAUACGGUGAGGAGCAGCAACGGCGUGGUAUUCCGACUCUGCGAGGUAUUCUCCAUGAUAUCACACAGGCCUGUGUGGCGGCUGAUGCUCAAGAUGGAGAGCAUAACGCAAAGGACAUCGAGGCCAGGGCAUUGCACGGGUUGUGGACUUUGAAGUCGCUUGACUCCUUGAACACUUUCAUGACGCGUGCCAAAUCACUCGUUGUGAAGAAUAUGGCAGCGGGUAAUGCGUUGAUUUCGAAAGUGAAGAGUAAUGAAAGGCCAGCUUUUCUAUUGACGUCGGCAAGCUUCUUAGGUAAGUUUGUCAUACGGUGCACAACAGUGUACGAAAGCUUGGAGUACGACAAGGCGAAUCUCCUCUGGUCUGGGUUUGUCAAUUUCAGACGUGAAAGUAUGCCAAAGGUCAACAAAGAGGAGUUUGCUGCUAGAUAUUUCCCUACAGAUCCGAAUGAUGAUCCAUCAGUUCUCAAAUCAAUCUUACAAAAGAUGAGAAAUGGUGAAACCAAUCUCACAAAAGAUGUCAUAUUGGUCUCACAAGAGGACCUUUCUCAGCUCGUUCAUCAUCAACUACAGCAAUUAGAAAGACAUGGUACAUCAACCCCACCAAAGUUGAAACAGAUCUUCCAAAAUAUGGCCCAAGUGGAAGCUGGUAAGAUUCCCCAGAUCCAUUAUAUCAGGUAUCUAGAAUGUGUUCGUAAACAGGACUACGAAGGUGCGUUUAACUGGCUCCAUAGGUAUUUUGAUUACAGGAUCAGUACUAGAGAGGGCUCGUUUUACCAUUAUGCCUUGUUAUGCCUUGCGUCUCUCCACGCUCAUUUUCAUAACGAUGGUGAAGCAAUAAGGGCCAUUGAGGAGGCCAUAGCAGUCGCACGUGAAAAGAAAGAUUUGGAUUGCUUGUCAUUUCUGUUAACCUGGCUGUUUAACUUUAUGAAGGAUAGGCCUUAUCUGGAACAUGACUUUUACGUGUCCAAUGCUCAGUUGAUCGAAUUUCUCAAGAGUCAUGCCGAUGUUGGUACUAAAUCAUUACAUUCAAUGGCAUAUCAAUCGGAUGCUGCGUUGUUGAUGAUGGAAGGUGGCCCAGUAAGCAUGACAUUAGAGUCUUUGACCAAAUCUUUGUACAUAACGCUCAACGGAUCUGAUGAUUCAUCUACUUUUGGUACAUACUGUGCACUCUAUUCGUCCUUCUGGUUCCGACAAGGAAAUUAUCACUUAGCAGACGUGUACGAUGAAGUUAUAUCAAAGCUGACUACCCAUAAAUCAGAGCAAGUGAAGGUUGGGAUCCGUAAGGCACAUCUUCUUUUCCACCAUGGGGAAAUGAACAAAGCAUUUGAACAGUUGGUAAAUCUGAAGAAGAAUCUUCCGUCAGAUGCUAACCUGAUGAAGGACUUAUUGACACAUGAGGGUAUUUUAACUGUGAGAUUGUUGUUGAACACCAAUGAACUGGACGAAGCUCAGAUUUGUCUAAACAGACUACAAUCCCAAACCCAUAUAGGAGUUGAUAUUGAAGGGACUCUAUCAGAAUUAGAAUGUGAUCUUGAAGUUAAAUUGGGGAAUCUUGUCCAAGCAUAUGAGAUGGUGAACGAACGGUUAAGAACAUUUGCAAAAAGAGGAUCCACCACGUUUUGGUUUCUAAGAUUCAACAUCCUAAAGUGUCAAAUACUUUCAAUGUCCUCGUCACCCGCGCGCGCCUUAAGUGCGUCGAUACAGUGCCUUAACUCUACGCUCUCAUGUGGUUAUUCAGUGUUGAUAUUACAGGCCACAGUCCAAGUUUGUUCUGUGUUGUUUAAACUUUCUCAAUUCAAAGAUUGUGAAGAAUUGCUCUCGGCAUCACUGCAAAUGUUUGAAGGCAACCUCAACGUACAGUUAAUGGGUGAACUUUACAAGCUACUUGGGUGCUCACUAAUGGAGUUGCACUUCACCGAUGAUAAUCUUGAUAGGGAGAAAAACAUUACAAAGGUUAUCAAAUGCUUCGAAUUGGCUACCGACAGAUUCAGAUCUAUGGGUAUGCUAAAAGACUCUUGUGACUGUCUCGAGCUCCAAUUAAACUUUGGUCGUCGUAUCGGUAACCAUGAUAUUGUUAACCAUGUUGAACAGGCACUUCACAAAGUCAAAAUGAUGGACAAAGGCGCUGAUCACCUUCAUAUGUUUGGCGCACAACAUAGCUAAUUUUACCUAUACGGAAUUUCUACAUUUCUGAUCAAGUAUUAUAUUCGUGAAAAGCCAUUUAAACCAAAUAAGUAAAACCACUCUGAACG
Molecule: messenger RNA, 2470 nt
Organism: Williopsis jadinii
Lineage: Eukaryota; Fungi; Ascomycota; Saccharomycetes; Phaffomycetales; Wickerhamomycetaceae
Gene: APC5
Product: anaphase promoting complex subunit 5
Exons: 1
Coding region: 18-2381 (787 amino acids)
Biological process (GO): anaphase-promoting complex-dependent catabolic process; protein K11-linked ubiquitination; positive regulation of mitotic metaphase/anaphase transition
Cellular component (GO): anaphase-promoting complex
Source: RefSeq, a predicted model, not a curated record